AUGUCCCUGUCGGCGGCCGACUACCUCUGUUCCCUCUGGGAAUGGGAGAAAGUCACAUCAAAUCCCUGGGUACUGUCCACACUCAGGGAUGGCCAUAUGCCGCAGUGGAAGCGAGGCCCUCCUCCUUUCUCCGGGAUUCGUUGCACUCCAGGGCCGAACUCUCAGGAGAAGGCGGAUAUACUCUGUGCCGAGGUCCAGUCAUCGCUGGACAAGGCAGCCAUCGAGGUGGUUCCGACGGGCCAGGAAAAUCAAGGGGUUUAUUCCACUUAUUUCCUGGUUACCAAAAAGGACGGAGGAGUGUUGAGCUGGGCGAAGAAGAAGAAUCGAGAUGCCAACCCAAGUGUAACAGCAGCCAUGAGGACAGUAUUUUACAUGGCCAAAGAAGACAUUCCAAUUCAAAAGUACAGUAGCUUGAUGGAAUUUCAGAAGAUUGAGGGAAAUGAGGAUAUUGCAAAGUUAUCAGUGGGAAGUAAUGCAACCUAUAUGUCUCAAACAGCAGGGGAAGAAUUUCAAGAAUCAAUUGCAGAAACUAUUCACAAAGAUGUUAUAAAACAAAUCCGAGCAGCUGACAUGUAUUCUAUUCUUGUUGAUGAAAGCACAGAUAUUGCUGUCAACAAGCAAAUGAUACUGUAUGCCAGAAUGGUUGAUCCUGUGUCCUUCACACCUCUGACAUUUUUUGUGAAGAACAUUACAAUAAGAGAUCCAAGAUCUGAUGCUGAAGUUCUGUUCAAGGCAAUACAGUCUGCCUUGAAUGAAGAAGGGCUUUCAAUGUCAAAGGUGUAUGGUUUCGGUUCAGACGGAGCAGCUGUUAUGGUUGGCAGAAAAAGUGGUGUUGCUAAGAGUGUUAAAGACAACAGUCCCCAUUGUGUUAACAUUCACUGUAUGGCUCACAGAUUUAAUCUGGCCACGUCACAGGCAUCCAAGAACAUUGAUGAACUGAAAAGCUUUGAGAAAACACUGGUUGACUUAUACUAUUACUUUGGGGGAUCAAAAUCAGGAAACAGAAAAUGUGAAUGGAUUGCAUUCCUGGAUGCAGUGCAAGCAGUGUACAAGUCUUGGCCUGCAUUGAUUGAAUAUUUCAAAAAGCAUAGUGAUCAGAAAUCAAAGAGCUUCCUUGAAACACUGAGCAGUUACAGAUUUAUUGCUCUUCUGCAUGUCCUGAUGGAUGUGUUACCCUCUGUAGCACAAAUGUCUUUGGUCUUUCAGAAACAAGAUAUUGACAUCGCAGUUGUUCAACCAGCCCUGAAUGGUUUAAAGAACAAACUGACUUUAAUCAAAUCUGGUCAAUCACACUAUCAGGCUGAGUUCAAGGAGCAGAUAAAGUGCGUAAUAGACAAGGACACUGGACAUACAAAGUCAGUGAGUUUCAAGAAACACAAUCUUUCUUUUGAGGGACGGCUUUCAGAAACAACCAAAGCUGUGUCAAAGGUCAGAAAUGACUUGAGUGAUAACAUGUCUAGGAACAUGAGAGAAUGAUUUCCAGAAGAAUCUUUGAAUGUGGCAGAGGCGUUCCAUAUUUUUGGCAUGAGGCCCCUUUCGCUUCUUUCAGAAAAAGAAAGACAUGAGUAUGGGCUCAAAGAACUGGACUUACUCCUAAAUCACUAUGGCAAACAGAUUGAACACAGUCAUCCAUUAGUAAACCCAGAUGCCACAAGGGAAGAAUGGGAACUUGCUAAGGGUGUUGUCAUUGACAACAUGUACCCAAGAGACAACACUAAGCACCUGUGGAAGUUGUGCUCCACAAUUUCCACAAAAAUCUGUUACCAAACCUUUUCACCCUUGCAGCCUUGGCAUUACUCAUGCCUUAUCAAACAGACUGCGAGAGAGGUUUCAGUGUUCAGAACAAUAUCAAAACUACAAAGAGAAAUCGAAUGGAGGAAAGCCACCUAAACAGACUCAUGACAAUAAAAUGUGAAGGUGGAAAACUGGCAGACUUUGACUUCACCAACUCUUUCAACCACUGGAAACUUAAAAAAGAUAGAUUUUUUAAACAAUAAAUGAACAGUUCUGAGGUUAAACUGGCAAAUAGACUUCUUACUGAUAGAAGAGGAUGUGCAGAAACAAUUUAUUAUGUUGUUUUCUUAAGUUCAAGUGUUCAAAUGUUGUUUUCAAGUUUUGAGAUACUCAUGUUAGUUAUUGUAUUGCUGUGCGACAAUGAAUGUUGUGUCAAAGAAUGAUCAUAAGUCUUAAGAACUUUGAUUCAAAAGCAAGUUUUACCAAAUGUAAUUCUAUUCAUGGUUUUUGAAUUGUCAAGACUUGUGUAUUUAAUAUUAUCAUAUGACAGGCUGUGAUGAAAACUUGAUACCUUGCAUUCUCACAUGAUUGCAUUGACUUCAGCUCUAGUCAUAAUGUGUAAACAUACCUAUGUGCAAUUUGCUCAACUGUUAAGGGUUGGAUUUGAAAGUUUCCGGUUAUUCAUGUUAGUUAUUGCUUUGAUAAUGAUAUGAGAUAUUGUGCCAAAGAGUAGUCAGAUGUAAUCAACCUUAGUCAACUCAAGUGAUAAAUGUACUCAUUGGUUUAUUGAUACACAAAAUCACAAUCCUCAAGAGCAUGAUUUAUUAAUAUCUGUGUACUAUCAUACAUAAAACAAUGGUGCAUUAAACUUUUUAAAGUUGAAUCUGUUUUAUUCUUCUUAUUGUCAGCUAUUAUUUGAGAUUAUGUCAAAUACCUGAACAAGUAUCGGCCCUUCUUUCAAAACCAAAGUGGGACAUUGGCCCCUAUUAUUUAGAACUCAGAAACUUAUGGGCCCCUUUUUCAAAUCUGAGGGGGCAUUGGGCCCAUUUUUUUC
Haliotis rubra (blacklip abalone) is the source of this 2788-nucleotide messenger RNA. Its product is annotated as transmembrane protein C17orf113-like. Bases 1 to 1476 code for a protein of 491 amino acids. The record is from RefSeq and is a predicted model, not a curated record. NCBI's taxonomy places the organism in Eukaryota, Metazoa, Mollusca, Gastropoda, Lepetellida, Haliotidae. The transcript has 3 exons.